Molecule: messenger RNA, 990 nt
Organism: Brachypodium distachyon (stiff brome)
Lineage: Eukaryota; Viridiplantae; Streptophyta; Magnoliopsida; Poales; Poaceae
Exons: 5
Coding region: 276-797 (173 amino acids)
Source: RefSeq, a predicted model, not a curated record
AGGAAAGAAGAAAGAAGAAGCCGCCAUUACCGUACCGCACUCCUCCACCUAAUUCCCCCCCCCCCCCCCCCCCCCGCCCGCCCCCUUUAAUCAUCGAUCGAAUUCGAAAAAGGAAGGUGAGUGUGUGUGACAGAGUGGGGUGUGCGAGAGCAGCGGCGCUUGCGAGUCUGGGACGGACAGCCAGCCGAUCCCCUCCGGCCAGACCUUUGGUUUCUAGGGUUAGGGUUUGGUGGACUGCCCUCUGUUGCGCCUCCUUGGACGGCGAGCCGGAUGCUAUGCUGCUAGGCUGCGGGUCCCUCUCCUCGUGGGUGCGUCGCCUCGUCGCCUGCGUAGGAAAUUGUUUUGGAUGUGCGAAGCCUACUCCAAUAAUAGCUGUUGAUGAGCCUUCAAAAGGUUUAAAGAUUCAAGGGCGCUCAAUAAAGCAUCGUACUUUGUCUGGGGACUACUGGAGUACAAGCCCACCAGAAAUGGAGAACAGUGCCUUGCAAUCACAGCGUAGUGUGUCUUCCAUCAGCACAGCAGCACAAUCAAGUGAUCAGCAUGGAGCUGGAAGUAGCAGCAACCCAAAAGAGUUUGUAAAUCAAGGCCUUCUACUAUGGAACCAGACUAGACAGCAGUGGGUUGGAAACAGAAUGCUUCAUUCUCAGCGUCAAAAGACCCGAGAACCAAAAAUAGGUUGGAAUGCUACAUAUGAGAGCCUGCUAGGAAGCACCAAGGCAUUUGCACGGCCGAUCCCUCUUGGCGAAAUGGUAGAUUUUCUCGUGGAUGGCUGGGAACAGGAAGGCCUGUAUGAUUAGCAGCUUAAUUUAAGGGUGUUGUUGUCGUUUAAAAUCUUGCUGUGAAUCCGUGGAAAGUACUUUGGAACUUUUGGUUGUCAAGCUUGUGGGUGAUGAAUAUGGAUUGUCCUGGGGACAGGAUGGCAUCCCUCUCUUUAAGUAACUGUAACAUAAAUUUCUUAUAUGCUCCUAAUCGUGUUCCUUUUUCGUUUAA